This is a messenger RNA of Talpa occidentalis (Iberian mole), 2972 nucleotides long. RefSeq lists its product as uncharacterized. Bases 1 to 2907 code for a protein of 968 amino acids. The transcript is spliced from 22 exons. NCBI's taxonomy places the organism in Eukaryota, Metazoa, Chordata, Mammalia, Eulipotyphla, Talpidae. The record is from RefSeq and is a predicted model, not a curated record.
AUGGGUGAUGCCAUUUUGAGGUUCGUGGCAGGUGAAACUGAUGAGGCUUACGGACACAGGGAAGAAGACACCCAACGUGAUUCAGCGUCUUUACCAGAAUCUGCGUUUGUAGCCAGUACGAAGCCUGUUGUGAUUCCAGUGAAUGUAGUCGGCGGGAGACAUGAACCAGAUAAAAAUGGCACAAGUAGGCUUACGGACGCAGGGAAGAAGAAAACCCAACGUGAUUCAGCGUCUUUAUCAGAAUCUACGUUUGUAGCCAGUACGAAGCCUGUUGUGAUUCCAGUGAAUGCAGUCGGCUGGAGAUAUGAACCAGUUAAGAAUGGCACAAGUAGGCUCACAGACACAGGGAAGAAGACAAUCCAACGUGAUUCAGUGUCUUUACCAGAAUCUGUGUUUGUAACCAAUACGAAGCCUAUUGUGAUUCCAGUGAAUGUAGUCGGCGGGAGACAUGAACCAGAUAAAAAUGGCACAAGUAGGCUUACGGACACAGGAAAGAAGACAACCCAACGUGAUUCAGCGUCUUUUCCAGAAUCUGCGUUUGUAGCCAGUACGAAGCCUGUUUUGAUUCCAGUGAAUGUAGUCGGCGGGAAACAUGAACCAGAUAAAAAUGGCACAAGGCUUACGGACACAGGGAAGAAGACAACCCAACGUGAUUCAGCAUCUUUACCAGAAUCUGCGUUGGUAGCCAGUACGAAGCCUGUUGUGAUUCCAGUGAAUAUAGUUGGCGGGAGACAUGAUCCAGAUAAGAACGGCACAAGUAGGCUUACGGACACAGGGAAGAAGACAACCCAACGUGGUUCAGCGUCUUUACCAGAAUCUGCAUUUGUAGCCAGUACGAAGCCUGUUGUGAUUCCAGUGAAUGUAGUCGGCGGGAGACAUGAACCAGAUAAAAAUGGCACAAGUAGGCUUACGGACGCAGGGAAGAAGAAAACCCAACGUGAUUCAGCGUCUUUAUCAGAAUCUACGUUUGUAGCCAGUACGAAGCCUGUUGUGAUUCCAGUGAAUGCAGUCGGCUGGAGAUAUGAACCAGUUAAGAAUGGCACAAGUAGGCUCACAGACACAGGGAAGAAGACAAUCCAAUGUGAUUCAGCGUCUUUUCCAGAAUCUGCGUUUGUAGCCAGUACGAAGCCUGUUUUGAUUCCAGUGAAUGUAGUCGGCGGGAAACAUGAACCAGAUAAAAAUGGCACAAGGCUUACGGACACAGGGAAGAAGACAACCCAACGUGAUUCAGCGUCUUUACCAGAAUCUGCGUUGGUAGCCAGUACGAAGCCUGUUGUGAUUCCAGUGAAUGUAGUUGGCGGGAGACAUGAUCCAGAUAAGAACGGCACAAGUAGGCUUACGGACACAGGGAAGAAGACAACCCAACGUGGUUCAGCGUCUUUACCAGAAUCUGCAUUUGUAGCCAGUACGAAGCCUGUUGUGAUUCCAGUGAAUGUAGUCGGCGGGAGACAUGAACCAGAUAAAAAUGGCACAAGUAGGCUGACGGACACAGGGAAGAAGACAACCCAACGUGAUUCAGCGUCUUUACCAGAAUCUGCGUUUGUAGCCAGUACGAAGCCUGUUGUUAUUCCAGUGAAUGUAGUCGGCGGGAAACAUGAACCAGAUAAAAAUGGCACAAGGCUUACGGACACAGGGAAGAAGACAACCCAUUUUGAUUCAGUGUCUUUACCAGAAUCUGCUUUUGUAGCCAGUACGAAGCCUGUUGUGAUUCCAGUGAAUGUAGUCGGCGGGAGACAUGAACCAGAUAAGAAUGGCACAAGGGUUCCAGACAAACAGAACAAGCCAAGCCAAAGUGAUUCAAGGCUUUCAACGAAAUCUGCGGGUCUAGCCAGUACGAAGCCUGCUGUGAUUCCAGUGAAUAUGGAUGGUGGGAGAUGGGAACCAGAUAAGAAUGUCACAAGUAGGGUUGCUGACAACGGGAAGAAGACAACCCAAUGUGAUUCAGCAUUUUUAUCAGAAUCUGCGGGUCUAGCCAGUACGAAGCCUGUUGUGAUUCCAGUGAAUGUAGUCGGCGGAAGACACGAACCAGAUAAGAAUGGCACAAGGAGGGUUCUUGGUUUCCUGAAGAAGUUAGCAAAAAAGCAAAAUAAUAAUUUAUCACCUUCAUCAAAAUCUGUUGGCCAAAUAAACAAGAAGAGUGGUCCUGCCCUUCCAGUGAAUGUGGAUAGCAGGAGUCCUGACCCAGUUGAGAUUCCCGGAAGUACGGAUCCUGACUUGCAGAAGAAUGUAGCAAAGGAAAGCCAAACUGAUCCAUGGUCUUCACCAGAUUAUGUGGGUCAAGUCAGCGAGCAGGCUGGUGCUGAACUUCCAGUGAAUGUAGAUGUCAGGAGAUAUGACUCAGAUGAGAAUGCCAGAAGUAAUGUUCCUGGCUUGCAUAAAAAUGGAGUAAAGAAGAGCAAAAAUGAAACAUGUAAUUCAGCAGUAUCUGUGCCUAAAGUAAGCAGGAAGUCUGGUGCUUUGCAUUCAGUGACUGGUGACAGCAGAAGACAUGAAUCAAGACAGAAUAAUGGAAGCAAUGUGUAUAAUUUCUUCCUGUAUAGAAUUCCUGGCUUGACUAGAAAAAAGAGAAAGAAAAGCACCUAUGAAAUGAAUAUGCCAACAGAACCUCGGACAGUAACACAUGAGACAGCUGGUGUAGUAUUUCCAGAGCAAGGUGACAGCAGGAGACAUGAAAACAAUCAGGAUGUUGGAAGGCCUGUAAAGAAAACAUCUAAAGAGAAGAAGGAAAUCAAUCCUACAGAUGAUUCUGAUGACAUAACUCAGACAUCCAAAAUAGCUUCAACGGGUUGUGACUCGCUUUACUCUGAACAUGAGAAUUGUGUGUUGUUAAUGGAACAACUUGGCAUGAAUUAUAAAGGGAUCGGCUGCGAAGCGAAGAAGAGCACUACAGGAGUGGCGUUCAAGUGAAGCAGCAGCUGGAGUCCACACUGUCAUCAGUAGCUGUGGAACUGAGAGCUCUAAGAAGUGAUUUA